AGCAAAACAAUAUUUUUCCCCCGACCGGCGGCUUUUAGGUUUUUAGGGUGGUAGAAAAUCAUCUUGGUAGUAGUACCGUAACUAAGUAGUUAAAGUAAAGAUCAUCUUAUUAAAUGCAUUUUAAUUCUAGGAAGUUGAGCAGCAUAAAACUUUAUAGAAAGCCUGCUACCUUUCUUUAGUCCCUCUUGUCCUGCCCGAUUAUGAAUUCCAAACGUCUUCUCGACAAGUCUCCGGCUGGGAUAAGGGUCAGUACUGCUCCGGGUAAUGCCGGUAAUAACCAUGCAGCAGGGAACACCAAGAAUUGUGUCAAGACUGUUGGAGCAGUGGACUGUGGGGUAAUAUUCGCAUGCAAGAAUGAUCCUUCAUCGGGAAGCUUUCUAUAUACACUAAUGUUGGACAAUGGAACUUCGAAAGAUUAUCCCAGCGAAGAUGUCGCUGUGAACGGGACCGUUUUGACAACAUCAAGGAAAGAAAAGCACAUCGAUUUAAAGAAAACAGGCUGUGACAGCUCAGUGGAGGAGAGAGACACAGGGCCCACUGGCAGCAUCCAGAAAAGAGGCAGUCCCUCAUAUCGGCUGAUUGUCAAUGGAAGAAAACUAGACGACCAAACACACAUGGAGGGCAUAGGUCUGGGGAGACGUGUGGAGGAGUCAAAGAGGGACCUGCGGUUGCUUGGCCCUGAUAUCUCACCCGAGGAGCAAUACCCACACACCUCCUCACACAUCCCCGUCCCACGACACAGGAAACCAUCAGGUCACGCUGACAAGGAGGUGAUGGCUGCCACUGUCCUAUCCUCUCUGUCCACCAGCCCCCUGGUGCUCAACCCCGCCUCGGGAACUCAAGCUGCAGUUACAGAGCCCACCAGCAGGGGCUGGAAGGAAAGCCUUUCUGCCAGCUACAGCAGCUCCACCAGUGGGAACUGGAGCUGGGAUGCCAGCGACCAGUCCGUGCCCUCCACGCCAUCUCCACCGCUGUCCAAUGAUGUCAGCAAGAGCUUCCUGCUCUCUUCUCAGGGGGAUGACAACAUAGAAGAGUCAGAGACCACACACUUCCUGUUUGAGGACCCGAUCCCCAGGAAGCGUAAGAAUUCCAUGAAGGUGAUGUUCAAGUGUUUAUGGAAGAACUGUGACAAAGUCCUCAGCACCUCCUCAGGGAUCCAGCGGCACAUUCGUAUUGUCCACCUGGGGCGUAACAGCGACUCAGACUACAGCGACGGUGAGGAGGACUUCUACUACUCUGAGAUCGAGGUGAACAUGGACACGCUGUCGGAGGGGCUGUCCAACCUGACGCCCACCUCGCCCACCACGGCCGCCCCCCCGCCCGUCUUCCCCAGCGUGGAGCCGCCGCACUCCGAGCCGGAUCACUUUCCCGCCCGGGGGGCCGCCUACCACACCCCCCUCAGCCAAUCGGCCCCCUCCACGCUCUGCCACAUCCGCACUGAUCACGCCUAUCAGGCGACUGCUCCUGUGAGCAUUCCAAUGUCUUCCAAGUUCAUUCAGAGUGAGAACGGGAUGAGUAUGUCCUGGCAGUCACCUCCCAUCAUAUUUAAAGGGUUUCCGGGCCCCGUGUCUCAGAUCCGCACUGUUGGUAUUGGGGAGAAGCGGCAGCCAACCCAGCAUGCUACUGUUACCAAGAUCCACUCAACUGCUGCCCCUGCACCCAAGCCCUCCGCCGGGACAAGGAAGCCGCGUGGAGAGGCUAAGAAGUGCCGGAAGGUGUACGGCAUGGAGAAGAAGGACAUGUGGUGCACAGCCUGCCGGUGGAAGAAGGCCUGCCAGCGCUUCACUGACUGAGCCCUGAGAAAGAGACCGGCUCUUCCCAUACGCUGAGCCCUGAAAAAGAGACAGGCACUUCCCAUACGCUGGCGCACAGCGACCCCUGACCCCUCCAGCAUACACGGGACUCGGUUUCUCUGUGACGAAACCCCAGGGCUUUACUGCUUUGUGCACAAGGGGGCGCUGAACCCCUCCUGCGAUAAAACAAUACAAAAACAGAUAGAAAUACAAAAAAAAAACACAAAAUCAAAAAUUGGACAAAAAUAAGACUUAUGGCUUCGGCAGCAAUGUUUAUGUAGGUUUAAACUUUUUUGUAAAGUACUUGGAAAAAACAUACAACAAACAAAAAAAAAAACGGAUUCAUAUGCUUAUAAUACUUGUUUUGUAUCUUCCAAAUUUGCAUGUCUUCAUCAGAAAAUACAUCUGUCUGAAGAUUUCAGAUAUAAGCUCUCAAUGUAAUAUCUUUUCAGAACAUGCUAUUUCUGUCCGGUUAAAAACAACCAGUAAGCUAUUUUUAGAUAUUUGACUAUCAGUAGAUUUCUUCUUUAUCUUUAGUUUGGUCCCACAAUGUUUCUGUGAUUUAUACAGAUUCCUCUCCACUACAAGUGGUCUUGUAAACAAUCAUUCGUGUUCACCAAGCAGCACUUUCACCAAAGGAAAACAGACCCAUAAUCUGCUUUAAAUACGAUUUUAUAAAUUGUGCUGAACUUUUCACAAGAAUAUUUCCUCUUUGCAGAAUGCUGAAUAACCCAGAAAUUCCUAAUGUGUUUUGGGAAGCAAAUAAUACAUAUUGGCCAUCUCAAAGGCUUUUUCUCAAGUGAAAGAUUGUCUUUGGUCUUGGGCUAUAUCGCCAAAUAAAGGUCAGCUUUGAAAUUCCAAAACUAUUUUAAAUAAAAUUAUAUUUGUAUUUUUUUCUUUGCCUCUAUCUAGAUAUGCACCUUUUGGAAUUUUAAAGUUGCUUUCAGAUGAUCACUGUUGGCUUUUACCACAGUGUAUGCACAUGUGUGGGAAUGUAUUUGCAGAUAUUUGUAGACUUUACAUGCCUUUGACAGUCUAGCAGUUGCAGCAUGCAGUCAUACAAAAAAUAUGAAUAUCAGGCUGGGGAUACAUGUGUUGUAUACAGAUAAGUCAAAUAUCUGAAAUAUUUUUGAUAAUCUGCUGUCUUUUAACAAUACACAGUAUUAUGUAAGUGUAUGGCAUCUUAUUUCAAGACUUGCUAUUGAAGAGGCUUUUAAUUUCCAGCAUUGGAGAGUAUAUUUUCUGGGUUGUAGAAUUUCUGUUUUAAAAUCUUAUCUCAUGAAGAGUGUAGAUUAUUGGCUGUAAAUGACAGUUAAUCGCCCCGUUUAAUGCUUUUUUUCUAUUCUCACUCACACCAUAACACACAGCCGUUUAUACGCUUGUUGAUAGCUUAUUAAAGUCUAUGCAUUACUGUUAAAGGGAUUAUUUGCUUCCCAUAAACCUUGGAUUGAUAUUGGACUUUGAUCCACUUGAUAACGUUAUGAAAAUAUGGACGUCCUGCUCAGCUGAUCUGAUAUCACCACCACUGAAUGUAGUUUCUGCUGUGACACGGACUGUACCACCUUUCUCUGUUCUCAAAGGAUCCACUGUUAUUUUCCAACUCAUUUGUUGAAGUGUACUCCCUCAGAAUCGGAGACAUUAUAGUAUGUUUGACUCUGUGCUCUUCGCUCCACCCCCUGCUCUGACACCCAGCUUGGUGCUGUCGCCCUGGCGAUGCCUACAUUCCAGAUUUCUCGGGCCCUCAGUAGAGCUGAGGUCAGGGGGCCCCGCAGCACGCGGCUAGGCUGCCGGGACCCGCGCCGUCCUGUCCGUAACUUCCUCAGCCGCGGGCGGGAGUGUGAAAGUGUUUGAGCUGUAAUGGUGAGGACGGACAGCGGGCACUGACCUGUCCAAACGCUCGGCCAACGAGCUUCCCUGCCGCCCAAAGCACAGGCCUGUAAUCGGGGGGUGCGAGUCUUAGUCAUGUCCGGAAACUUCACCAAGUGCCAAUGGGAAGAGCAAAAAAAAAAAAAGAAAAGAAAAAAAAAAAACCCUAAUUGAAUUGCACUAACUUGUACUGCACAAAGACAUAUUUUGUAUGUGGAAUUUUUAUAUGCAGCAUUUGAAGUUGUUGAAGCGAAUGAGUUCUGGUCGUCACUGCCUUUCUGGAACGUGGGUUCAGAGACAGCUUCAUGUGUUGCCUCCCUCAGUGAGAGCUGUUGGGUUCUGUAGUUUGGCUGGGGUCAUCAUUUGGAAUGGGCUGUCAGUCAGUGAAGUAUAUUGUUUCUUAUGCAAAGCUCUAGAUGUAGCACAGAUACAGUAGCUUGUGUGUAAUGGCUCCAUGUUUUAACAGCUCCUUCAUUCUGUCCUUUCAUCUUUUCGUAUAUAAGCGCAUUUUGUCUCCCCCAUUAGUACAGGAUUAAGUGUGUGAAUCACCUGUGGGAGGUGCUACUGUAGUAGGGUCUUUUGUUGCCGUGGAACACCACAAAGCUCCUCCCACAGUGUACUUUUACGAUAGACAGCAGCACAACCUCCUUACGGUGGAUAAUUGUGCUGUUCUUCUGGCUUUGUAGCCAUUCAGUUAAAAACGGCAGUCCUCCUCUGUCUGUAGCGUCUUGUUUGACUGCAUACAGUAUGGCCGCCCCUGUCCAGCCAGCUGGAGUCACACUCUUUAACAGUGUAUUAGCACGCUGCCAGGCACUUCUCCCACCUUGUUGCACUAGAAUGGCCGUGCAGUGCACAACUGAGCUAAAGAAGUGGGAACAGAAUUACUGCUCAAUUGUUUUUUUUGCCUCCAGCUCAUACGUGUAACAAAAACGUUAUUAGGGGAAAGACAAACUGGCUCAGACGGGUUUAUGCUGGUGAAAAGAUUUGAUUACAGGAAAACUCAUCUAUGGAGGCAGUGAUGAUUCACAAGAAAUAGGUCGUUUUUAGGUUUUCUUAGAUGUACAAGGUAAAGAACACCCUGAUACAUUUUCAUCUUUUUUUCUAUGUUGUGUAUUAUAGAAUGGAAAAUUUUAAAAUAGAAACGAGAUGAUUUUUGCUGAUUUUUUUCUUUUUGUAACAAUUGAAAAGUUGUAUGGAAGAUAACGUGUAAAUAUACUAUAAAUGUUGUGGGGUGGGGUGGGGAAAAUAUUGAUGAAUGUAAAAACUACAAAAAAAAGAAGCCCAAUCAUGUUUUUUUCCCUUGGUAGGUGGUCCUGGGGAUGCUUUUGUAGACCCCUGGGGUUUGGUUUCUGUGUGUCUUCUGUAGCAUGGGCUGAAUUCAUAAUCUAAAACAGUAACACUCACAAUUGUUUAGUUGUAUCAAUUUUCAUGUUGUAUCACAUCCAUAAUCCAACCACAUGCAAUAAUGCUUCCUUUCUGUUGUGCAAUGUCAUGUUUUAAAAGGAUACGACUCGUUUCUAACAUGGACUCUGAUGUGCUCCAAAUAUUCAUUUUGUAUUUGUUGUUGUCGGUCAGGGCUGUUUCCCCCGGAAAAUAAUGUGUGUAUGUCCUGCCCUGCACAUUCCAUUGGGCUGCGUGACAGUGUGUCUGUCUGUCUGUCUGCCUGCUUGAUCAUCCGUCUGCCCGUUUGCUUGUUGCAGUCUUGCUCCCGCCUCUCUCAGCAUUCAAAAACACUGUAGGCAACCCCUACAGUCCCGCCAGAAUAUUAAGCUAACCAAACCCAAACAAUGUGCAGAAAAAAUACCUUUUUCAUUCUUAAUUUCGUUUUCAAAUUUCAGUGUUGCGUUAAACAAAACAGCACUAAGCCAAUGGAUUAUGUUAAAUGUACAGCAUUUUCUUUCUGUUUUAUGGCAGCUCUGUUGAGCAUGAGACUCAGAUUUGUGCUUCUGUUGUUUCCGUUUUAAACUGCUUGUUUUUGUCUUUCUUUUGUUUUCUUCAGAUAUGUGCCAUCAGUGUUUGACCGAGCUGUGGCUCGCGAGAAGCUGACGCACUUCGACCGCGUGUUUUCAUUGUGGGGUUUUGUUGGGUUGGUCUGAGGUCUGCAUGUUCAGUGCCACUUCUGGGCCGUCACUUUCUGUUGAAUUCUGAUGAGAUCUCAGAAUUCUACUGUACCAUAUCGUGCUGGCAGCCAAUCGCAUGGCUGUACACAAUGGUGCUUUGGCCCGCAGGAUUGUCGCAUUGCAUUGUUGUUUGCCUCUGUACAGCCAAGCACAGAGCCAGAAUAUACUUCCAUUUGGACGAUUACAUGGUUUCAAAUAUUGGAAAAAAUAAACGUGAAUUAAAGCUGU
Conger conger (European conger) is the source of this 6007-nucleotide messenger RNA. RefSeq names its product zinc finger protein 704-like. NCBI's taxonomy places the organism in Eukaryota, Metazoa, Chordata, Actinopteri, Anguilliformes, Congridae. The coding region runs from base 201 to 1793 and encodes 530 amino acids. Gene Ontology annotation, biological process: regulation of transcription by RNA polymerase II. Gene Ontology annotation, molecular function: RNA polymerase II cis-regulatory region sequence-specific DNA binding; DNA-binding transcription factor activity. Gene Ontology annotation, cellular component: nucleus. The transcript is spliced from 9 exons. The record is from RefSeq and is a predicted model, not a curated record.